This is a messenger RNA of Phragmites australis (common reed), 1518 nucleotides long. RefSeq lists its product as uncharacterized. The transcript has 7 exons. NCBI's taxonomy places the organism in Eukaryota, Viridiplantae, Streptophyta, Magnoliopsida, Poales, Poaceae. Bases 165 to 1193 code for a protein of 342 amino acids. The record is from RefSeq and is a predicted model, not a curated record.
UCUUCCAGUUUCGUUUGCAGGCGUGUCCUCCUCUACCAAUCGAAGCUUCGCUUGCGUCCGCGACUCCCAGAGCUCGAGGGAGCCAGCGUCUGAACCGACCCGAUCGGAUCCCUGCGGACGCGCGCGCCCAAAUCCCUCGGGGGUUUCAGAUACUGUAUAAGAAGAUGCAAGGGGGAAGAGGUGGGAGGCAUGGUUUAUUCGGUUUCGGUGAUCCCUUCGCUGGUUUCGGUGGCUUUGGACGACCUGGGAGCCUUAUGUCCAGUUUCCUUGGUGGGGUGAAUCCCUUUGAUGAUCCGUUCUUCACAAACCCCUUUGGCAGCAUGAUGCAACCUAGCUUGCUUGGACCUAGUUUGUUCGGGCCCCAGGGAGGUCUCAUUGGGGGCAUGAGCAAUGCAGGCAUGUUUGGGCCAAUCAUAUUUGGGCCCCAGGGAGAUCUGAAUCAAGGCAUGAACAAUGCUGGUCGCUUCAUUCAGCAAGCUCCUGAACCAAGCAGGCCUAAAGGGCCAAUUAUCAAAGAGCUGUCUUCAGACGAUGAAGAUGAUGCAAGUGGUGAUAAAGAAGAUGAGAAGCAGAAAGGAAAUUUUAGAAAGCAUCCAAGGACAAGCAAAGAGCCAUACGUGGAGGACCCUGAUGAAGAAGCUGAAGCAGAUAAUAAAAGACCUAAGUAUGAGCAAUUUGGGAGGGAGUUCAACAGAGUCAGCACAUCACAACCACAGCCUCAGACAUUUAUGUUUCAGAGCUCUACUGUUACAUUUGGUGGUCCAAAUGGAGUCUGUUAUACAUCUUCGGCAGCUAGGAGGAGUGGUGGAGAUGGAAUUACAUUCGAUGAAAGUAAGGAGGCCAACACAGCUACUGGUAAAGCCACUCACAGGAUUUCACGUGGCAUUGGUAGUAAGGGCCACUCAUUGACAAGAAAACUGAAUUCUGAUGGACAUGUUAACACCCUUCAAACUUUACACAACUUGAAUGAAGACGAGCUUCAUGGGUUUGAGGAAUCAUGGCAAAGAAAUGCUAGGGAGAAUUUGCCUGGACGGGAUCCCAGAAUGAACAUGCUUGGCAGCGGAAGUAUUCACCCUGACUUCCAAGGUGCGAAUAAAAUGCUUGCGCUUCCAGCACCUAAUCAAACCCGUGGCUCCAAUUCUUCAAGGAACUCUCAGAAUGGUUCUUCCAAAGGUCGUUCACGCCGUACAUGAGUUCCUCUGUAGUAUAGGCAGGAUCAUCAUACAUGGUACCGGCAACUUCCACUGCCUGUAGAAAUUGAUGUAACUCGAGACCACUUCAGAAAACUACGUUACUUUCCCCAAAGUCAACAGCUGCUCGUGGAACAUCUAUCCCAGUGAGCUAAAAUCUGCCACUUGCUGAGCUAAAAUUUAAUUAUAUUCUGGGAUUCAGACUGGUUUCGGUGAUGUCUUCUGAACAUCCUAACUGCCGCCACCGUGAGGUGUGAUUCACAUGUAAUCCUGUGUUCUUGUGUACUGUUGUUCGUAUCAGUCUAUGAGUAGUACGUGUUUCCGAUGA